Leptidea sinapis is the source of this 799-nucleotide messenger RNA. It is a transcript of the gene Taf12, whose product is annotated as transcription initiation factor TFIID subunit 12-like. The transcript has 4 exons. Gene Ontology annotation, cellular component: SAGA complex; SLIK (SAGA-like) complex; transcription factor TFIID complex. The record is from RefSeq and is a predicted model, not a curated record. Gene Ontology annotation, biological process: RNA polymerase II preinitiation complex assembly; DNA-templated transcription initiation. NCBI's taxonomy places the organism in Eukaryota, Metazoa, Arthropoda, Insecta, Lepidoptera, Pieridae. Gene Ontology annotation, molecular function: DNA binding; TBP-class protein binding; protein heterodimerization activity. The coding region runs from base 245 to 781 and encodes 178 amino acids.
AUAACUUUGCUUCGCGCUAUUUUGUGAAAGGAAAAUAAAUGUCAAUGCCACCAUUUAUCAUCUUUGUUGGGUACAUUGUGAUUUUGUGUGUGGCCUUGCAUUUAGAACUCGGACUUUUUAGUUGAUCUUUCUUUUGAGAUUGAACUCUGAUUUGUUUUGGUAUCUUAUACUGUUAAUGAUUGUAAUAAUUACAAUGCAUUAACAACUGUUGUAAGUGAAUUACAAAGUUAUUUUUCAAAUUACAAUGAACUUAGACAGGGAAGGUAUGUCGAGUAAUUUGGGCAGGGGAGCAAACAUGCCAAGCAUCGGCAAGAUCAAUCAAGGAUCAAAUCAAUAUGGUAAUAACUCUUUGCAAAUCCCUCAGUCCACAUCAUCGCAAGGUCCACCUGCACAGUAUAGCCCUAUAAGCCAAUCACAAGGUGCUAAUAAAAACAACCAAAGUGGUGAUCAAGGAUCACAGCCUCUAACUAGACAGAAGUUGCAAGAGUUAGUCCGAGAAGUUGAUCCAACAGCACAACUAGAUGAGGAUGUUGAGGAAACUUUGCUGACUUUAGCUGAUGACUUUAUGAAAUCUGUAGUAAACUCAUCUUGUGCUCUUGCUAAACACAGACGUGCCCCUAAUGUGGAGUUAAAGGAUGUUCAGCUCCAUUUAGAAAAACAAUGGAAUAUGUGGAUACCUGGAUUCGGUAACAACAAGCCGCAGCCAUACAAAAGAGCAGGGGUCACUGAAGCUCACAAACAGCGAAUGGCUCUUAUCCGGAAGGCAACGAAAAAAUAUUAAAUAACCAUUCUUAAUUUU